AUGACAACAUGUAUGUACUCCGACCCCCCUGAUACCCCACAAUACCAACAUACAACCAGGCAAGAAUUCUACGUGCGGUUCAAGGGCCCAGAAGAGACGCCAUUCACCGGAGGCCAUUGGAAAAUACAUGUCGAGCUGCCCGACCAGUACCCAUACAAGAGCCCGAGCAUUGGAUUUGUGAAUCGGAUAUUCCAUCCAAACAUUGAUGAGUUAUCGGGCUCAGUCUGCCUCGAUGUGAUCAACCAAACAUGGUCCCCGAUGUACGACAUGCUCAAUAUCUUUGAGGUCUUCCUCCCUCAGCUCCUUCGCUACCCGAACCCGGCCGACCCCCUCAAUGGCGAAGCAGCCGCGCUGUUAAUGAGAGAACCCAAGGCAUAUGAGGCCAAGGUGAAAGAAUAUGUUGCCAAAUACGCUAGCAAAGAAGCGGUGGAUGAGGCCGGCGAGGAUACUGAAUCUGAAGACGAACUAAGCUCCGCUGGAAGCUAUGAUUCCGGCGGUGAAGAGCCAGCAGGCACCAUGGACGAUGUCUAG
Molecule: messenger RNA, 531 nt
Organism: Penicillium olsonii
Lineage: Eukaryota; Fungi; Ascomycota; Eurotiomycetes; Eurotiales; Aspergillaceae
Source: the annotation of a GenBank genome assembly